Molecule: messenger RNA, 1583 nt
Organism: Paramecium pentaurelia
Lineage: Eukaryota; Ciliophora; Oligohymenophorea; Peniculida; Parameciidae
Source: the annotation of a GenBank genome assembly
AUGUUCUGCUUGAUUUUAAUAUUUUAAUGUUAUGCUCGAUUAAUAUUACAAGAACUUGAAAGUUUGAAAACUUAACCUGAAGAAUCUACACUACCUCGAUAACAUUGUACAAAUCAUAAUGCAUAAACUAAAUAUGGUUAUUUGCAUGUUCCUAAUGGUGCAAUAAGUUUUAUUUAUUACUAAGGAAGAGGUCAACAUAAUAUUGUAUAUAUAAAUGGAGGGCCAGGAUUAUCAAGUCAAAUAUCAAAUUUUUUGGAAAUAGGACCUCAUUUUGGGUAAUGGAAUAACUUUAGUAAUUUACUUUUUUUGGAUUUGCCAGCAGGAACUGGUUAUGGCAGAACAAAUACAACAAGAAAUUUAAGUUAUGAAGAUGUUGCAAUAGAUUAUGAGAUAGCAAUGCAGAAUUUUAAUAAAUUAUGUAAGUUGACUUAUGAUAAUGUGAUUCUAUUUUCCACAGAUUUUGGAGCUAGAUUUGCAUUGGCAAUAGCAAAUAGAAGCAAAACUAUAAAGUGUGUUGGACUGUUAGAUCCAUUCUUAGAUACUCUUAAUAUAGUGACUGAGAUUCCAAAUUUUGCUUUUCAUAUGGGUGUAAUUGAUUAUUAAGAGUUAAUAUAUUUUGAGAAAGCCAUAAUAAAGUUGAGUGAUGAUAUCUAUAAUGGUAAUUAUUAACAUGAGAAUGCUAAAUUCCUUAAGUAACUAUACUAUAUGACUGGGAAUGUCUCUCUUUAUAAUGUAUUAGAAUAGAAGUUAUAUUCAGAGGAUGAAGAUAAGUUGGAAUAGAUACUAAAUGAUCCAGAAUCAUUAUAUUACAUUCCUUUUGAGACAGAAUUUUUGGCUCGUUCAUAAAAUGUGUUUGAUUAAUUUAAAUAUAACUUUUUUGAACCAUUUGAUAACAAAAUGUAAACAAUUAAUGAAUAUUUAGUAUACAGCAUUUGCUAAGUAAGAAAAAUAUUUUGGUUUAUUAAUCUUAAUAUGAUAUGCUUAUUCCUCCUUCUGGAACAAUGAAAUGGUUAAUAUCUAUACAAUAUGAAUUGGAUGAUUUCUUUUACUAAAAUUAGUUGAUUAAAUUAAUGAAAGAUGAUUAACUAAUUGGAUUAUAGAAAAGAGGAGGUUACUUAGAAUAUUUAUUUGUAUUAAAUACAGGAUAAGUGAUGCAUAGAGAUAAUUGCAACAAUUCAAUGAUAUUAAUAUAAUAAUAUUUGGAGAGUAUUAUUUGAUUUAUAUUAUUUAAUUAAAAUGGGAUCAUCUUGUUGUGCUUAACAAGUGGCCGAAGAGCAGGAUCAUGAACUAGAGAAUAAAUACAAGUACGAUCCUCACAAAUAACCAGCUAAAGGAGCAUUUAAGAAAUAAAAUGAAGAUAAAAAAAUGGUCAAGUUUCCAACUAGAGUACGAUAAGAAGAUGAUGAAAAAAAUAAGGGUGAAGAAGAAAGUCCUGUUGGUAAUCCAUUAAUUGAAGAAAAUGUUAUUGCACCAGAUGCUAAAUCUCAUAAGUCAUAACACACUUAGAAAUCUCACUAAACCAAUAAAAGAGGAUUAUUUAGCAAGUAGGUAAGUUAAUUUGUAAAAUGCGAAGAUGAUUGAUU